Trichoderma virens Gv29-8 is the source of this 867-nucleotide messenger RNA. RefSeq lists its product as uncharacterized. Bases 1 to 867 code for a protein of 288 amino acids. NCBI's taxonomy places the organism in Eukaryota, Fungi, Ascomycota, Sordariomycetes, Hypocreales, Hypocreaceae. The record is from RefSeq and is a predicted model, not a curated record. The transcript is spliced from 3 exons.
AUGUGCCUAAUGAUCUCGGAAAUUAUUCUGCCGACAGCCAUCUCUAGCAGUGCGGCUCAUGCCGCUGGCUUAAGCGACUUGAUCCAGCUGCAUAGUCCAGAAGCUUAUUCGUCCGGACCGUCCCAUAGGAUCUUCAUUGGGCUUCGCCCGGCUAUGAUUAUUCACUCGAUUCGCAACAAGCAACCCACAUUUUUAGCCUCCCCCGAAUGGAGAACAAUUCCGUUCCAGCAUGUCAAAGCAAACUCAUUUCACGCUCUAAUGACAGAAGCUACUGCAAUUCCUUCUAUUUUAGUGGAUAUUGAUCAGCUUAAAUACGGCUCUUCCCAUUCAAAUUCACCACUUGCCGUCUUUGAAGCUCUCAAGGACCUUCUUGAAGCACUGGUCGACUGGAACGUGUCAUUCCAAGGCCUUACAAACAAACCAUCCUUCCGAAUUCUGGGCAAAGGCCCUGAAAAAGCUCAUGUGUGGUUUCCCGACAUCACUACCGCAAAUUCUAUGACACACUAUUGGACUUUCUGGAUAAUGUGCAUCGUGUACAUCAGAAAGCUAAGAAAUGACUACCCGGAGCUAAGAGACGAAGAACUGUUGAUCAGCGGAGAGAGCCCAGAGAGCCCUAUCAUUACAGAAGUGGCGAUUCAAAUGUCUACAUGGAUAUUCCAAAGCAUCGAGUAUUUGGUUCAAGAUGAAAUGAGGUUAUUCGGCGCCAUCUCUGCGACUCUACCAACCAGAGUAGCUUACCAAUUCCUCCGAUACAAUCACUUCUACGAUCAGGAACUAAUAUCGUGGUGUGAAAGGGUGAUUGACGGUAUUAGGGAUAGGGGAUACGAUUACAUUGCCCAGUAUAUCUUGGAUGACGAUGGAGUGUGA